Messenger RNA from Thermothielavioides terrestris NRRL 8126, 501 nucleotides. RefSeq lists its product as uncharacterized. Lineage: Eukaryota; Fungi; Ascomycota; Sordariomycetes; Sordariales; Chaetomiaceae. Bases 1 to 501 code for a protein of 166 amino acids. The transcript has 6 exons. The record is from RefSeq and is a predicted model, not a curated record.
AUGGCGAACGAGACACAACAGCAAGAGGUGAUUCAGCCAGACGAGUGUUGGAAGAAUGACGGCGUAGACGGCAAGGUCGAAGAUGGCCGGGUAUACGCCGUCUACGGCACGGAAGGUGCCCCUCUGCCCUCGCCAUGGGCGGCAUGCGGGGAGGGGCUGCGCGCCCCUUCGCGGAUGCUGACGGCCCCCCGAGCGCGUUACUGGAAGGACCAGCGGCGGAAGCUGAUCGACGCGUUCGAGAUACAGAACCUGCUGACGGGGCUGAGCGGCACGGUGACGCGACUGUUCUCCAGGGCGCUCUCAUGGUCGCCUGACUACGUGGCGUAUGCGCGGAAACGGGCGGGCCCCGGGACGUUGGGAGGCCUGGAUGCUCACAACCAGAGACUGACCCAAUGCCUCCGGCGACUUGAGCGGCGGAUGGGCUUCAGCGGCAGUAUUCUGGCGUUGUUUAGGAGCGUGAUCGAAUACCUGGCGACCAUGAUCCUCAACACUCCCUGCUGA